This is a messenger RNA of Lacerta agilis (Sand lizard), 2189 nucleotides long. It is a transcript of the gene CCDC25, whose product is annotated as coiled-coil domain containing 25. The record is from RefSeq and is a predicted model, not a curated record. The transcript has 9 exons. Lineage: Eukaryota; Metazoa; Chordata; Lepidosauria; Squamata; Lacertidae. The coding region runs from base 61 to 687 and encodes 208 amino acids.
UCGCGCCGCUCAGAAGGGCCUCUGGCUUCCUUCCCACCCGGUGCGGACGGGCCCGUUGCCAUGGUGUUCUACUUCACGUCCAACGUUGUUCCUGGCGCUGCCUACACAAUUUACAUGGGAAAAGAUAAAUAUGAAAAUGAAGACCUAAUAAAACAUGGCUGGCCGGAAGAUGUUUGGUUCCAUGUGGACAAGCUCUCCUCUGCCCAUGUGUACCUCCGGCUGCACAAGGGGCAGACGAUGGAUGACAUCCCAAAGGAGGUUUUGAUAGAUUGCGCCCACCUGGUGAAAGCCAACAGCAUUCAAGGCUGCAAAAUGAAUAGUGUCAACGUUGUGUACACUUCAUGGGCCAACUUAAAGAAGACGGCAGAAAUGGACGUGGGACAGAUCGGGUUUCACCACCAGAAGGACGUGAAGAUUGUCACGGUGGAGAGGAGGAUGAACGAGAUCCUGAACCGGCUGGAGAAGACCAAAGUGGAGCGGUUCCCGGACCUGGCUGCCGAGAAGGAAUCCCGCGACCGGGAAGAGAGAAACGAGAAGAAAGCCCAGAUCCAGGAGAUGAAGCGGAAGGAGAAGGAGGAGGUGAAGAAGAAGAAAGAGAUGGAAGAGCUCAGGAGUUACUCUUCCUUAAUGAAGGCGGAGAACAUGUCCUCCAACCAGGACGGCAAUGACUCAGAUGACUUCAUGUAAACCAAGGCACCCUCCUCUUGGGCGAUGAAGAUGGACCUGAGCUCUUCGGUGUCGGUGCCAAAAAUAAGCAAGUGGACUUGGGAGUCUCUGUGCCCGUUUCAUCAUUCUGGCCGGCGUCUGGAAGGAGCUGGGCGGCUCUCCUUCCUGGACUGAGCAUCCCGGCAGACGUUCUGUGGCUGCCACCUUCCAAUUCCAGAGCCGCAAGGAGGCGUGCACCUUUCCAGGGGAACUUGGGGAGGUGGUGGCAGCUGUGACUUUUCAUGCCUGAAGCCUCCUGGGGAGCAGUCCGUGACCUUAGAAUCAGAGUCUGCAACCUGAGGGGGACGUCUUCAUUUCACAGGGUUUGGGUUUAGGGUAUUCCCCCCCUUAAAUGAUGGGUUUGUGGUCCCCCUCCUCCCUUUGGCCGAGUGCACCAGUGUCAAGAGUCUGGUUCUCUCUUUAAACUCUGUAGGAAUCUGCUCAGCACAGCUGCAUCGCCCGUGCUGUAAAAUGCUUGCCUGGAUCUCAAGAGCAUCACUCAUUUGAGCAGUCAUAUAACCGGGGGGAUGGGGGAAGGGAUGGGAUGGGACUUCUAUUUCGGGGCCCCACAAAGCUCACUGCCCCUGUUCAAGUAAAACUGGACUUCUGUGUGAUCUCUGUCUGUCUCCCUAUGUCUUUUCCCCGCCCGCGUUUUGGCUUUUUCUCUCCUCCACUUCUCAUCCUUGGCGGCUCAUUUGCAAAGCUUGGGGGUUGCAGAGGGUGUCCCUCUGGCUAGCAGGGCUCACAGCUGUUUGGUUCGCCUCAUUGGGGAAGGUUGCAAGAUGCAUUCCUUGAAAUUUCUCAAGCAGGGGCAUCACAGUUCCUCUCUGAAGUUUUUCAAAGCGGAGAAGCAGCUGCUUUUUAAGACCAGACUGGGGAGCCUCAGAUUGUGGGGGUUUAGUUCCCAGUUCCUCCAACAGCAUCGGUGAGAGCGCAGAAGAGCUCAGAGCUGCCCUUGUCCCCUCCAGAGGCUCGAAGCUCCUACACAAGACCUGACUCCAAGCUCCCAGAAAGCGCCUUUCACGUUGCCAGGGGGUCAGGACCAACCACGUGCUCCUGCUGCCCCGUUGGGGACCUUAGGUGAAGAAGCGCCAACCUCAGCCUAGGCCAGCCUUCCCCAACAUGAUGCCCUCUUGCUGUUUUGGAUUAUGGUUGUAGUCACGCAGCCAUGCUGGCUGGACUUUGUGGGCCAAAAGGUUGGGAUGGGGGGCAUCAGGUUGGGGAGAGUCUGGCCUAGGGCUUCCCCUAAUACCUCCAUCAUGUCUACAGAUCAGCCCUCUUCCUGACCUCAAGAACGACUCUAGAGGAUGUUAAGUGUGUAUGUCGGAACCUUCACAUGUGUGCAGUCUGCAUGAGAGGCUCAGCACGCCCUUCUGUGAGAAAUGGGAUCUUUGGCGCAGAGAUAACGCACAUUGCUGAAUGUGUGCCUGUUGCUGCAACCCUGAUGCCUAAUAAAAAAAUCUUCCACACCAAGAGCUAAUGGA